GUCACCGCUAUAUAAUUAUAAACCCUAUCACCCAAAAAAAAAAUCACAAAACCAAAAACCUUUCUCUUCUAACUCUCAGAUUCUCCGGCCAAAAUGUCUCCGUUACCGGCACCACCAACAACCACCAUGACCGACGCCGGUAACAACGAAGACAUGCAACAAAUCGCAUUCUCCAAAAACUCCCGCAUCUGUUCCUGUAUGAUGAUUCCAUGUUGUUUCUCAUCCGAAACUUCACCGUCAUGGUGGGAACACAUGAAACUUCAGUCACCGGAGAAGAAUAGAGAGCAGCGAUGGUGGUACCGUGGAUGGAUGAAGGUUCGUGAAUGGUCAGAGAUCGUUGCUGGACCGAAAUGGAAAACGUUUAUUCGAAGAUUCAAUAAUAAUAACAAGAAUCGUAACGGUUAUGUUAAACAAGGUCCGUUGAACUAUGAUCCGUUAAGUUAUGCUCUUAAUUUUGAUGACGGAAAUGACGGUGGUGACGGUGAUGGUUACGGUGUUUUUACUUCUCGAUUUGCUUCUGUUCCGGCGUCGGCGAAAUCGUCGAUGGAUCUCGGAAAAGACGCGUCAGUGAUCACGUGAGUGUCACGUGCCUACGGUGAGUUUUGUGUUGAGUCGGUUACUGAGUUUUGUUUGAGAUCGGUUUUGCGCUGUUUGGACUAACGUGCGCGGGAUCGAGUUUGUUGAAGGCGGUGUUUGGGAAUUGUGAAUGAAAUUAAGUGAUUUUUGUGCGUUGGAAAAUGAAUUUUCGUUUCAAUUUUCAGUGCAUUCACUUUUUGUGUAAUUUUUUCUUGUAAUUUGAUGUACAUUAUUUAAGAAAAUCAUAAUAAUAGUUAUUAUCGGAAAAAG
Messenger RNA from Trifolium pratense (red clover), 846 nucleotides. RefSeq lists its product as uncharacterized. The record is from RefSeq and is a predicted model, not a curated record. The coding region runs from base 94 to 579 and encodes 161 amino acids. The transcript has a single exon. Lineage: Eukaryota; Viridiplantae; Streptophyta; Magnoliopsida; Fabales; Fabaceae.